AUGACAGAUAAAGUGGAAGAACAGGAAGCGUCUCGAUAUCCUGGCUUUACUAACAACAGCGAUGAAGAGGAUGACCGUGACGAACAGCAACAACAGGAAGAUCAGGAGAAUCAACAAUUACAACCAACCAAGUCCAACAGGGAAACAAAUAAAUUGGAUUUCGUCUCAUUUCCAACUAUUCCUGAUCCUGAGCUAGUUGACAAAUCAUUAUUGUCGGGAAUCUUAACCAAAACAUUAAGAAAAGUUACAAAUGCAUCCAACUUGGUUCUGAGUUACCAUGCAAAUAAGUCACCAGGUUAUGCCGAACAUUUGAACCCAUCUACUCCACCAAGAGAACACAAUUCUCAGCAAGAAUUACUUCCAUCACUAGACCCUAAAAAAGAUACACUACCUAAGCCUAAGGAUGUAUCAUUAUACCUAACGUCGUCACAAAACCUGACGUUGCCACCCCUGCUCCCAACAUCAAAAAUACAAUCCCCAGCAUCUGAAAUAAAAAGCUUUAUACAACCACCACCACCGCCAGCAGCAGCAGCACCACCACCAGCACCAUCACUACCACUACCACCUAUAGACAGCUUGACUAAAGAUAAAUCAUCAUUGGAUAAACUUGUCAAUUCAACUACAAUUCCAUCACGAUACAACUCAGCAACUCCUCCUAUGUCAACCACAGCCAGUGAUGUUGAAUCAGACACAACAACAGCACGUCGCAUACAACCAUCAGGUGCCUUGAGUAGUGCAAUCCGUCCUAACCAUUUAAUUGAUGAUACUCCCCGCGUCACAUCAGAUAAUAAAACACUUCGGAUUUCAACCAUACAUCACCCUCGUCUACAAACUAUUAAUAACAGCACCACUAGUUCAGUAAUUAAUGUUAAUGCAUUGGCCGGAGAGGGAGAUGCCACUGCAAGUAUAAACGAUAAAGUCGCAUCUGCGGAGGUUGCAGGAAUUACAUCUGCUACAGCUUCUAUUAAUGAACUAACAGCAACUACCAGUGCUGCCAGAAAGGAUUCAAUAUCUGCCGAACUACCACCAGUAUUUCAAACUAAGCUGGCCCCAAAUUUCAAUAACUUACCUAAUGACAUUGAGUUCUCAGAUGAUUCCGCGUCAGAUAAUGAAAGUUCCCACUCCAUAUUGUCACAUAUUACGUCAUCAGAAACUCCAUCAGGACUGAACUUGAAUCUAGGCUCCAGAUCUAGUCAUUUACCGUAUGAUUUGACCUCCUUGUACAGUGAAUCGAUAGCAAAGUCAUCGCCCAUCAAGGCAGAACGUAAAAAUAUCACUUCCCUGGGAACCAUUGGGAGAUCUCCUACAAUUUCAUCAUUCCAUGCCCUUCAAAACAUGGACAGACAAGCAAAACAGGCGAAUGUUAAUUUGUCUUCGGUUUUAAUAGACAAUGCCAGAUCAUUGCUUAAUACCAAUAUAGGAGCAGUAGCAUCUUCAGCAUCAUCAAUAGUGACCUCAAGAUCUCCAGCCAAGAAGAAAAAGAAGAAACCCAAGAAACCGUCAGAUAAUCCCUUGAAAAGUGGAGGUAUACCCAAGAAAUACUGGAUGAAUGAUGCAUUUGUGUCUGAUUGUCUCAAUUGUCUCCGUCCAUUUACUGCAUUUAGAAGAAAGCAUCAUUGUCGAUUCUGUGGGCAGAUUUUUUGCUCUGAUUGUUGUUUAUUCAUAUCUUACAACCAACACAAAGACGAAAGAAAUAAUAAUUCAAGGACGCGAAAGAGACCAUAUAAUGAUAAGUUGCGUGUCUGCAAGCCAUGUUAUGAUGAUGUUAUUAUUUACCUAAGUGAUGAUUCUUCAACUUCUGAAAGUGAGGAUGAAAAGGAUGAAGAAGCAAUACUUGACGAAGAUCUGAUUUCAGAAAAGAAGAACGAAGACGAAUUUUUGGUCCCCAACCAUCCACUUUCGCGGUUAAGAUCAUUGUCUACUACUUCAUACCGUGAGAGCAUUAAUGAAUCCUCUUCAAAUAAGGGCGUGCAAACUCCCAAUAUAACUUUGGAUAACAAUCACAGUCCAACUUCUGCAACCAGAAACUACAAUAAUAGCACCACUCAUAGCCAAUACGUCUAUCCUGAUGAAUCGAUUAAAGUACAUCCAAAGCAGGCACCUCGGAUGGCUAUCCCAACCACAAGAACCGGAGAAUCUGUAGAAAUCCCACUACUAAGAAGCUCAUAUACCAGUUCUAACAUGCACGCAUCACCUGGGUAUGGUUCAAGCUUUAAAGUAAGUGCAUUAACUCCAGGAAUUCAUCAUCUGCAUUAUCCUCAACAAAAAUCACCAACUCACUCGCAUAGUCAUACUCUGUCGACCCAAGAAGGUGCCGCCGGAGGCAAAAGUUGGAGAAAAAAUUAUCAGCACUUGUCGCCGAAUUUGGCACAUGCAGAAUUAAUUACUAGUAGAAGUUUGGAUAAUAUUAGUGGUGCUUAUACCAAUUUUAUUGGUCGUAAAUCGUCGUUUCAGAAAUUCAGAGUACAGUCUGGUUCGGAUAAAGAUUUGGUUAGACAUAUCUCGCGAAGAGAGGCAUCGGCAGAACCGGGUGAUUUGCCAAUUCCCACCAGUCAUUUUGAUACUGAUGUUGUACCUCGUGACGAUGAAGGGUAUUCUGAAGAUGAUGAAGACGAAGAAAUUGAACGAGAGAAUGAAGAUGAAGAUGAAGAAGACGAGGAUGAACGAGCCAUGUCGCUUUAUGCUGCGUUGAAUUACCCGGGACAUGGAGGAUAUCCUUCAACGCCAAUGAGCCAUAAACCACCAAUUCUUCCUAAUAACCUUAAUGUGGCCGUACCUACUUUGGGUGAAUUUCCGUCUAUGAUGGUGGGAUAUCCCAGACAUAAAUUGUUUAUGCCACCGGCAAACACAUCCAAUCAGAAAACACCAUUCAGUGGGAAUACAACAACUAGCACGACUAAUCAAACACAUGGCCCUACUGUUGCAUUUGUGGAAGACGAAUACCCGAAAAAGGACAGUUACAGAUCUCGUGAACGAGCCCAUGCAUCCCUUCAACGUAUCCGAUCUAGACGACAAAGUAGAGCAACGAGAAAUGUCCUGAUUUUGACUCAAAAUAGUUUGCGAUUACCCAGUGUAGAAGUAUCUCCCAGGAGUCAUACAAUGGUAACUACAUCAUCCUCGCCACCAAUAUCCUAUACAAAUAGUCCAGCCAUGCCAAACAACAAUAUUCUGACUCGUAGUCUAGUAAAUGAAGCUUCAGAUAUGAUUAGUUCAUCGUCAAUGUUGGAUAGUGAGUUGUCUCCACUUGGACCAAGAAUAUCAUCAGUAAGCACGGGCCAGAUCGAACCAUUGGAUUAUUUAUCGGUAGAUGAACAUCUGGAUGCAGUAGGCGAGACUAUUCCUAAAGUUGAUCAUGAAAAGGUGUAUAAGGAUCAUCUUAACGUUAUACUCCGACAAUCAUUACUUGACUGUGAUAUUAAAGAAAACGUUGAUCGUUGGGUCUCUGUUCUUCAAUCUCUGUUGGAUUAUAUCAACCUGAUUAAGUUGACUGAUACCCUUGAUAUACGUCAGUACGUGAAAAUCAAGAAAGUUUUAGGUGGAAAGAUUGAAGAUACUCAUGUCAUUGAUGGAAUGUUUAUGACAAAGAAUGUCGACUCGAAACGCAUGUCAUCCGAGAUUAAGAAUCCUCGUAUCGCUUUGCUUAUGUUCCCGGUGGAAUAUCUCAAACAGAAACAACAAUUUAUAAGUUUACGAAUCAUCCAUGCGCAACAAUCAGUAUACAUAACCAACUUGGUAUCGCGAUUGGUGUCACUUGAACCGGAUAUUAUUGUAGUGGGUGAUUCGGUUUGUGGAUUGGCACAUCAAUUAUUGGAAGAAGCAGGAAUCACCGUGAUGUCUAAUGUGAAACCACAAGUAAUUGAGAGAAUUUCAAGAUAUACUAAGGCGGACAUUUUCCAAUCAGUUAAUGAUUUGUUUUUCAAAAAGGGAAAAUUGGGCCACUGUGAUCAGUUCACCAUUAAGAGGUUUAAAUAUGGCAACAUGGUUAAGACCUAUGCUUGUUUCUUGGGCUGUGGAAUUCCUCUGGGUUUCACCAUUUCGUUAAGAGGUGGUGAUGAGGACUUGUUGAAUAGUGUGAAGUAUGCUGCUGAGACAUUAUUGCCAGGCUACCUUAAUUCUCGAUUUGAAAAGAGUUUGUUCGAUAAUUUGUUGAUUACUUACAAGGAUGGUAUUACUAAUGGAUGUCUUAAUCGUAUAAAUGAUAUGUUGUUGGAGAUUGAUGAUGAGAAUAACAAGGAAGAAGAAUCAAAGAGUUUGGAAUUUAGUUUGGAUAGUACUGAAGUUGUCAACUAUGUGAAGUUGUUUAAUGAAAGGAAACUAUCAUUGUCACCUUCUAUUAUUUAUUCACUUCCCACACCAUUGGUCAAUGUGAUUGAAACAUACCAUAAUUACCACGAUUAUUACAUAAAAAACAAACUUAUUCAAUCAAUUGACUCAGCUGAAGAUAUUCAAGAUGUCUGGUUGUCUGACUUGAGACUAAGCAUUGAUAUGGAAACAUUACCUCACAAGGAAGAUAUCCUUUCAAUAUUGAAAUACGCCAGCGAUUGCCAUUUGAAAGCAAAGAUGAUGGAGUAUCAUCAUCGUGCCAGAAUAUGGUUUAAUUGCAUGAGGUAUUCAUGUUAUCAACUCUACCCGAUAUUCCAUAAAAACAUACAUGUUUUGCAUUCCACAGUAUCAAUUAAACAUGCAACUCCAUGUGCUGGACCUGGUAUAGUUGUGGUUGAUUACUAUACUGAUAAUGAUAAAUGUUUGGGUAUGUUCCUUGAUCAAGUAUGGCUGGAAAGUGCCAACUCAUGUAAUGAAUGUGGUGAGAGCCUCCUUAACCACUACAAGACUUAUGUUCAUGGAAAUGCCAAGAUUGAUUUAAUCUUGGAACGAUUUGAUCAUUUGGUUCAAGGAGAUAAUUAUCAAGGUAAAGAUCGUCGAGUUAUGUGGAGUUAUUGCCGCAUUUGUAAUUAUGCUACCCCGAUUGUGGCAAUGAGCGAUGAAACCUAUUAUUUGUCGAUUGGGAAGUUCUUUGAGUUGAACUUUUACGGUACUGGUGUUGGUGUAGGGGAUGCAACUUCUGGUUGUGAUCACGAAUACUUUCAGAAUUACGUUAAGUGUUUUGCAUACAAUGAAUUGGUUAUCAGAAUGGAGUAUUCAAAUAUUGAUAAUUAUGAGAUCAUGGUUCCUAAGAAAAGGUUGGAAUUCAUUCCUGACAUUGAUGUCAAAUUGAAAUUGAAUGCAUAUAACUCGAUUAAUAGUAAAUCAAAGAAGUUCUUUGAGUCGAUAUCCACAAGAUUGAACAGAGUGAAAUUGGAUACUUUUGAUAAAGCAGAAGACGGAACCAAGAAGCUUGAACAAAUGAAGGAGGAAUUAGGACAGCAUAUUGAAACAAUCAAUGAAAAGUUUGAAAAGAUUUAUCUGUCAACUCCAGUGACUAAUUAUCUUGGUUUGAAUGUUGUAUUACAGGAUUUACAAAAAUUAGGUGGAUUUUGGGAUAAUGAGUUUAAUGAAUUUGAAAAGAAAUAUUUGCCUAGUGAAAAUGAAAUUACCAGAAUUACACAAUUUCAUUUGAGAAAUUUCUUGAUGGAUAAGUACGAUGAGGGUCCUAAAGAAGAAGUUGAAGAACUGUCUAAGAAGCAAGAAAAGAAUGAGAAGAAAGAUGAAGAAGAAAAUAAAAAUAACCAAUCGGAAGAUAAUGUUGAACAAAGGGACUCGCAGGAGCAUUCAGAGAAUAUAAAUGAGGAAACAAAGGGCCAACAAAUACAGCAAGAAGUCGUAGCAAGGUCUGAAUCUGAAAUUGGGAUUGAAACUGAACAAAUAGAGAAUGAACAACAGGUUGAUAGUGACAAUGAAACGGAUACUGAACAGCAGAUUAAUACUAAGCCAAGGCGAGUCAGUGAAGAUCACCAAAGUUCAAUCCCCGAGCGUCCCAGUAUUUCUCCCAAACCUCGUAGUACUAGUGAUUCAAUGUUUGAUUCAAAAAUGUUUCCUACUCCAAGGUCCUUAUAUCAUCUGACCUCAAACAUUUCUGAAAGGAUAAAUAAAUGGGAACAAGCAAAUAAUGGUCCUACUUCAAUAUCUAGUUCGGAAAUACCUGUAUUGCAAAACCGAGGAUCAAGUGGCUCAUUGUCUUCAAUUAAUAUUAUUCCUUCCCAGAAUAAAGUACAUCAUUUAGCUAAUUAUUUUGAUAAGAUGUACUAUGAUCAAAUUUCGCUUGAAUUUUCUAAACACAGAGAACGUGAAUUAAAGAGGAAACCAAAAGUCAAGGCACAGCCUAUUUUUGAAAGCAAGCCAAUUGUUGAGAUUUAUAAUAAAAUUGAAGAUGUUGUUGGUGAUGAUAAUAAGAAGGGUGAUGUUCUGAAGGUUAACGUAGAGGUAAAGGCAUCUGAUAGUCAGGAUAAGGAACUGAAAAAGGAAGAAAUUACUGAUCAAAGUCAACCACUACAGAGUCAAGUCCAACAACAACAACAACAACAACAACAACAACCAGCUCUAGAAAUGCCCGAAAAGCAAUCAUUAUUGAAAUCGUUAACUAAUUUCUGGGCAGAUAGAUCUGCUACAUUAUGGGAUCCGUUGGCAUAUCCCUUGGAAGAACACGAGCAUACAUUUGCUGACUCUGAUGUUAUUGUAAGAGAAGAUGAGCCAAGUUCGCUUGUAGCAUUUUGUUUAUCGCUGAAUGAUUACAAACAGAAAAUCCAGACCGCAAUGGAGUUGAAUGAUAUGGCUAUGGCCGGUGUAGUUCUGGAAAUGACUACCAGUUCUAGACAGGGUACACCUAAUGACAGUGAGAAUGAUCCAGAAAAACAUGAGAUUGAGAAUAAUGAAAUUAAUAAUGCUAAUAAGAAGAAAAAGAUGGCACAAUUUGCAAAGAUUGAAAAGAAAUUUAAAAAGAGUAAAGCUGAAUCCACAAAGACCAAUUUAAUUGAGACCAUUUUGACAAAGAAGAAAACCAAUCAUUUAAAAUAUCAGUUUAUUGAUGGAAACACUAAUCUUUCAUGUAAAAUUUUCUACAGUGAGCAAUUUGAAGCACUACGGAAAGCAUGUGGAGCCAAUGACAAUUUCAUUCAAAGUUUGAGUAGGUGUGUUAAAUGGCAAUCCAGUGGUGGUAAGAGUGGAUCUAAUUUCUUAAAGACUCUAGACAAUAGAUAUAUUGUGAAGGAAUUAUCAAAAUCAGAAUUAGAUUCGUUUGUUUCCAUUGCUCCGUUUUAUUUCAAGUAUAUUAGUCAAUCCAUGUUUAAUACCUUGACUACUGCAAUUGCGAAAAUCUUUGGAUUCUACCAAGUUGAAAUUAAGAACAAUAAUACUGGUAAAACUUUCAAAAUGGAUUUUUUGAUUAUGGAGAAUUUAUUUUACAAUCAUAAAACCACGAGAAUCUUUGAUUUGAAGGGAUCCAUGAGAAACCGUCAUGUACAGCAAACAGGUAAGGAAAAUGAAGUUUUAUUAGAUGAGAAUAUGAUUGAGUUUAUAUAUGAAUCGCCGGUAUUUGUCAAGGAACAACUGAAGAAGCUUUUGAGAGGUUGUUUGUUCAACGAUACCAGUUUCUUAUCCGCUAUGGAUGUUAUGGACUAUAGUUUGGUUAUUGGUAUUGAUGACCAAUCCAAGAAGUUAUACAUUGGGAUAAUUGAUUGGUUAAGAACAUUUACUUGGGAUAAGAAGGUUGAAAAUUGGGUCAAGGGAAGUAAUCUCAUUGGAGGUAAUAAGAAAGGUAAGAACCCAACAAUUAUUACGCCUAAGCAAUAUAGAACUAGAUUUAGAGAAGCUAUGGAGCGGUAUAUUUUGGAGGUUCCUGACAUUUGGUAUGAAGGAUCAAAGUAA
Spathaspora passalidarum NRRL Y-27907 is the source of this 7800-nucleotide messenger RNA. RefSeq names its product 1-phosphatidylinositol-3-phosphate 5-kinase (gene FAB1). Gene Ontology annotation, molecular function: 1-phosphatidylinositol-3-phosphate 5-kinase activity; metal ion binding; ATP binding. The coding region runs from base 1 to 7800 and encodes 2599 amino acids. The transcript has a single exon. Gene Ontology annotation, biological process: phosphatidylinositol phosphate biosynthetic process. NCBI's taxonomy places the organism in Eukaryota, Fungi, Ascomycota, Pichiomycetes, Serinales, Debaryomycetaceae. Gene Ontology annotation, cellular component: fungal-type vacuole membrane; endosome membrane. The record is from RefSeq and is a predicted model, not a curated record.